Molecule: messenger RNA, 192 nt
Organism: Tetrahymena thermophila SB210
Lineage: Eukaryota; Ciliophora; Oligohymenophorea; Hymenostomatida; Tetrahymenidae
Exons: 1
Source: RefSeq, a predicted model, not a curated record
AUGAAUGUAUGUUUAACAAAAUUUUUAACUCAUUUCUUAUCUUCUUAGCUCACAGAAUCAAACCUUAACUCAGAAUAAGUAGAGAAGGAGGGUUUAUAUCACAUAAAAAUAGAUAUUUUCUCUAGAAGGGCUUUUUGCAGUUAGAUGAGAGUCCCCUUUUAAAGCAAAAACUUAAAUAGAAUUGCUGAUUGA